Quercus robur (English oak) is the source of this 2010-nucleotide messenger RNA. Its product is annotated as IQ domain-containing protein IQM3-like. NCBI's taxonomy places the organism in Eukaryota, Viridiplantae, Streptophyta, Magnoliopsida, Fagales, Fagaceae. Gene Ontology annotation, molecular function: protein binding. The record is from RefSeq and is a predicted model, not a curated record. Bases 135 to 1751 code for a protein of 538 amino acids. The transcript has 9 exons.
UAUAUAUAUAUCGAAACUCCGAAACUCAAUGCUUGUCUCUCUCUUUGUGUUCUUGUUUGGUCUUUGUUUACAGCAUAUAAUCAGAGACUCUUCAUAGCUCAUUAUUUUGACACGGUCUUUGAGUUUUGAAAUUAAUGAAGGUUCAAGUUCAAAGCUUGGAGCUCCAGUCAAAGCCAGCUUCUUCUUCUUCUUCUUCUUCUUCUUCUUCAUUUCCUUACUCUCUCGACGAAAUGGGUGUGCCAUCUUCGUCGUCUUCGGGUCUCAUUCACCCGGACUUUCGGAGCUCCGACCCGCUUGACUCACCCUCCUCCACCACCGACGAGUCACUGACGAAGAAGAAGAAGAAGAGGAUGUCUGACGUGGAGUCCACGCUCGCAGUGGUGGAGGAGGAGGAGAAGGAGAAGGAGUCUGAGGCUCACGCGCCGGAAAGCGCGUGUCCCGCGUCGGACGCGGCGGUGAGGUUGCAGAAAGUGUACCGGAGUUACCGUACGAGGCGUAGGUUAGCGGACUCCGCUGUUGUCGCUGAAGAGCUCUGGUGGCAAGUGAUAGACUUUGCUAGACAGAGCCACAAUACGAUAUCUUUCUUUAAUUUCUCCAAGCCAGAAAGUUUGGCUUCCAAGUGGAAUCGGAUUAGUUUGAAUGCUGCAAGGGUUGGCAAGGGUUUGUCCAAAGAUGCCAGAGCACAGAAAUUGGCUUUUCAGCAUUGGAUUGAAGCUAUUGAUCCGAGGCAUCGAUAUGGGCAUAGCUUGCAUUAUUACUAUGAAGAGUGGUGCAAAGCCGAUGCUGGUCAGCCAUUUUUCUACUGGUUGGAUGCUGGAGAAGGCAAAGAGCUUGAUCUCAAAGAAUGCUCAAGAUCAAAGCUGCGACAACAAUGCAUCAAGUAUCUUGGACCUCAAGAGAGGGAACAUUAUGAAUACAUCAUUGUUGAAAGGAAAAUAAUUCACAAGCAAACUGGAGAUCUCCUUGAUACUACCCAAGAUUCACAAUCAGCCAAGUGGAUAUUCGUCAUGAGCACCACCAAGAAACUGUAUGUUGGUCGGAAAAAGAAAGGAGUAUUCCAUCAUUCUAGCUUCUUAGCUGGAGGAGCUACGUUAGCUGCUGGAAGGCUAGUGGCAGAGCAAGGAAUUCUUAAGUCCGUAUCUCCAUACAGUGGACAUUACCGACCAACAGAUGACAGCCUUGACAGCUUUUUAUCCCUUCUCAAGGAAAAUGGGCUGAACCUUGAUGAAAUUCAGGUAUGCAAAGCCAAUGAAGAUAUGGAUGCCUAUGAUGAGGGCAAACUCAAUGGGAAUGAGACUUUAGUUGAAGGUUCGACGAAAUCAAAAACUCAAGAACUCGAAAUUCCAGAUGAAGAAGAGAAACCCUCAUCCCCAGAAUCAACUGAAUCUUCUCAAACUGAAACCAAAAACAUUUACGAAAGGACACUGUCUGGUGGUCUUCAGAGCCCGAGAGCUGAGGUUCCCAAGACUGCAAUAUUGCAACGAAUCAAUUCCAAGAAGGCAGCAAAAUCAUACCAAUUAGGCAAUCAGCUCUCAUGUAAGUGGUCAAGUGGAGCUGGACCAAGAAUUGGUUGUGUCGCUGACUACCCUGUAGAACUGAGGCAACAUGCCUUGGAGUUUGUUAGCCUGUCUCCAAGAACUCCACCCACACCAUCAGCCUUCAGGCGAAUGGCUGGUCUUGCAUCACCUACUGCAUCUAUAUCUCACCACCAGUCGGAUAUCAGUAAUGGUGAUGGGACCUCUGCUGAUUAAAUUCAUAUAUCACUUAGAUUUUGCAUCCUGCCUAACGAAUGCUUAGUGUACAUAUCUGUUCUUUAUGUCACCUAAAACUCUUUUGAAUGGUUAGAGAAUAAUGCUUUUUAGGUCUAAUCAUGUUCCAUAAUCUCUACUUAUUCUCUGUUUAACCCACUAUAUUGGAAUUCCAAUUGGUGGUCAAAAAUUUGAGGCAAAUUGUAGGGCGUAGAAGCUGUAUAAUCUCCUGUUGAAUCCAACUACUAUAUUCAAGAGUUCA